Molecule: messenger RNA, 2868 nt
Organism: Falco peregrinus (peregrine falcon)
Lineage: Eukaryota; Metazoa; Chordata; Aves; Falconiformes; Falconidae
Gene: WDR91
Product: WD repeat domain 91
Exons: 15
Coding region: 137-2389 (750 amino acids)
Biological process (GO): early endosome to late endosome transport
Cellular component (GO): early endosome membrane; late endosome membrane; extrinsic component of endosome membrane
Molecular function (GO): protein binding; phosphatidylinositol 3-kinase regulator activity
Source: RefSeq, a predicted model, not a curated record
ACAAGCCCCGGCGCGCCUCGCGCCGGGUGGGCGCGGCAAGGUUCGCCGGGGGCUGCGGCUCUGCUGCCGCCGCCGGGCCGGGCUCCCCCUACCCCCGGCCGUGGGCGGGCGGAGCCGGCAGCGCCGCGGGGCUCCCAUGGCGGCGGCGGCGGAGCGGACGGACGAGCUGGUGCGGGAGUAUCUGCUGUUCCGCGGCUUCACCGCCGCCCUGAAGCAGCUGGACGCGGAGAUCAAGGCGGACCGGGAGAAGGGCUUCCGGGUGGAUAAGAUAGUGGACCAGCUGCAGCAGUUUGUUCAGAGCUAUGAUCUGGCUGCCCUGCGGGAUUAUUGGAGUUACCUGGACCGACGCCUCUUCAGCCGUUUGGAAGAUGUGUACCGGCCAACAGUGAACAAGCUGAAAACCAGCUUAUUCCGAUACUACCUUGUCCAUACUAUUCAGACCAGCCGCAAUGACAAGGCGCAGGAGUUUUUCCUCAAGCAGGCCUCUGAGCUCCAGAACCAGGCGGAGUGGAAGGAUUGGUUUGUCCUGCCCUUCCUCCCUGCCCCAGACUCCAACCCCACCUUUGCCACCUAUUUCUCGCGCCAGUGGGCAGAUACAUUUAUUGUGUCUCUGCACAACUUCCUGAGCGUCUUGUUUCAGUGCAUGCCAGUUCCAGUCAUUUUGAACUUUGAAGCUGAAUGUCUCAGGAGCAGUCUCAUACAAGAAGAAAAUGAAUCAUUGCGGCAUAAGUUGUUUGCUUUGCAGGCUGAAUCCUCUCGCAUGAAGAAAGAGGAAUUUCAGGUGGAACAAGCAGUUGUGCAUCACAAGUUACCUGCAUAUGUGGCCAACAUGGAUCGGCUAGGGGACUCUGAGCUUGAUAUGACCUGCAGUCAGAGGAGUACUGCGCAUUCUCUUCAGUCCCGGGGAGGCUUUCUGUCCUCUUUUCUCUCACAAAGUAAAAAGGGCCCUUCCAGACCAGCCCAUCCAAGUGGGGCUUCUCCAAUGCAGACUGGCAGUAUGCUGCUAGGGAAGAAAGAACCAACAAAUCACCAGAGUGCCAAAGGAAAAGAAGGAACAGUGAGCUGUAAGGAUGGGAAGAGCCACUUCAGUGGGUUAGCAGGCGAGUCAAGUUCCCUGCAGCAGCGGCAGAAGCGCUUGCAAGAGCAUGGGAAAGAAAGGAAGGAACUGCUUUCCAAAGGGACCUUUCAGGGCCAAAGUGCUGAGAAGAAAAUAGAUACUAGUGCAGCUGAGACAGAGCUGUGCUCAGAGCUGCAUGCUGAGCAAACGGAGACUUCAACCAGGAUGCCUGGCAGCAGUGCAGAGGCUGUGGGGGUCCGGCAGGAGCAGCCUUUCAUUGUCCUGAGCCAGGAGGAGUAUGGGGAGCACCAUUCAUCAAUCAUGUACUGCAGGGUUGAUUGUUCUGGACGGAGGGUGGCCAGCUUGGAUGUGGAUGGGGUUAUCAAAGUUUGGUCUUUCAACCCUAUAAUGCAAACUAAAGCUUCAUCCAUUUCCAAAUCUCCAUUGCUGUCUCUGGAAUGGGCAACCAAGCGUGAUCGGCUGCUAUUGCUUGGCAGUGGGGUCGGGACAGUUCGUCUUUAUGACACAGAAGCAAAGAAGAAUCUCUGUGAGAUCAGCAUUGAUGAAGACAUGCCCAGGAUCCUCUCGCUUGCCUGCAGCCCAAGUGGUGCCUCCUUUGUCUGUUCUGCGGCAGCCCAGAGCCCCAUCUCCCACGUGGACUUUUCAGCAGUCAGCUCUGGGGGAAAAAGCAUGAACCAAGUUCCUGGGAAGCUGCUACUGUGGGACACUAAAACGAUGAAGCAGCAGCUGCAGUUCUCCCUGGAGCCUGAGCCCAUUGCUAUUAACUGCACAGCGUUCAACCACAAUGGCAACCUGCUGGUCACUGGGGCUGCGGAUGGGAUUGUUCGUCUCUUUGAUAUGCAGCAGCACGAGUGUGCCAUGAGUUGGACGGCACAUGACGGGGAAGUAUACUCUGUUGAGUUCAGCUGUGAUGAGAACACGGUCUACAGCAUAGGGGAGGAUGGCAAGUUUAUUCAGUGGAAUAUUCACAAAAGUGGUUUGAAGGUGUCAGAGUAUGAUCUUCCCAGCGAAGCUACAGGUCCUUUUGUUCUGUCCGGGUACAGUGGCUACAAGCAAGUCCAAUUCCCACGAGGGAGGCUUUUUGCUUUUGACUCCGAGGGUAGCUAUAUGUUGACAUGCUCUUCUACUGGAGGAGUAAUUUUUAAGUUAAAUGGUGAGGAAAAGGUCCUGGAGAGCUGUCUUUCCCUGGGAGGACACCGAGCUCCUGUUGUCACAGUGGAUUGGAGCACAGCCAUGGACUGUGGGACCUGCCUCACUGCCUCUAUGGAUGGGAAGAUUAAAUUAACAACCUUGCUGGCUCAGAAGUCCUAACCUGGAUAGUACAGAAGCGGAAGAGCAGCAAACUUGACAGAAACAGUGUUAACUCCAUGGGAACAAACUGCAUGGGAAAGAAGGCAGUCUCUCUUCUCGUUGUAGCUUUUGCCUCUUGACAAACAUUAAUACAUUUGCCAAAACACUGUGCAAUAGAAUGCCGAUAUGGAUGGGAUCAGUGGCAGUACUGAAAAGUAAGUCUCCACUGACCCACUGUGGUAGCUGGACUCCCUCUCUUAGGGAGUCUUAACUAGCACAUGGCUAGAAGGCUGCUGGGAUAAUGUCAGGGGUUCUGCAGAAGAAGGUGAGGCUGGAGGAGGUGUGCAUGAGACAGCACAGUGCAUGGUGAUGUCUCAAACUGCAAAGGCCAGUGCAAAACAAGGGUAUUCUUUUGGUAUAGCAUUUCUCGAUGUGCUUUUUCUUUGAUGGUUUUGUUUUAGUUUCUUUUCCAUAAAAAAAAAAAAAUCCCUUGCACUUGA